AUAUUUGCUGUGAAACUGCUGAGGAGAGAUUGAGUAGAUGGCAAUGAAGGUGUUUUGGGCGUUUCUUCUCCUGGCUGUAUUGAGCUGUGACUGUAAAUUCAUGCCAUUCGACUGUUCUGACAUCUACAACUCAGGAGAAACAGUCAGUGGGAUUUACACCAUCUAUCCAGCAGGAGACGUUCCUGUCUGGGUUUACUGUCACAUGACCUCAGAUGGGAAAGAUGAAGACAACGGAGGAUGGACGGUGAUUCAGAGGAGAAUGGACGGCAGUGUGAAUUUCUAUCGGCCGUGGAAUCAGUACAAGAGAGGAUUCGGGAAUGUGGAGAGCGAAUACUGGCUGGGGCUGGAGAACAUGUAUCAGCUGACACGUAACAGAAAGUACAUGCUGAGAGUGGAUCUGGAGGACUUUGAAGGAAGGAAGGGUUUUGCUCUGUACUCGUCCUUCUCUGUGGAUCCUGAAUCUGACGGGUAUAGACUGCAUGUUUCAGGGUUCAAGGAUGGAGGAGCUGGUCGGACACUUUCAUUCAUCCUCAUGAAUAUUAAUUUGUGACAUUCC
This is a messenger RNA of Rhinichthys klamathensis goyatoka, 556 nucleotides long. Its product is annotated as microfibril-associated glycoprotein 4-like. Bases 38 to 550 code for a protein of 170 amino acids. Lineage: Eukaryota; Metazoa; Chordata; Actinopteri; Cypriniformes; Leuciscidae. The record is from RefSeq and is a predicted model, not a curated record. Gene Ontology annotation, biological process: elastic fiber assembly. The transcript is spliced from 4 exons.